Molecule: messenger RNA, 615 nt
Organism: Arctia plantaginis
Lineage: Eukaryota; Metazoa; Arthropoda; Insecta; Lepidoptera; Erebidae
Source: the annotation of a GenBank genome assembly
AUGAAAUUCUUUGCUGUAUUUGCGGCUUUGAUUGCGGUGGCCUGCGCUGGCAAAACCUGGACGUUGCAGGACCUGUCAAAACACAUAGACGACCCAUACACAGACCCUACAUUAAAGUUAUAUUUGACUGAAGCCUUGGACCACAUGGUGGAGAAUCUUUAUAAUGGAAAUCAAAUUGAGUAUGUGACCGUGGAAAUUCCUGCUUCAAGCAGCGUCAGCAUGACCCUUAAUCAGCUGUCGGAAAUUCUCCAGAGCCCCUACAAAGAUGAAGCUCUCCGGCCUUACUAUGAAGCCACUCUGGACAAGAUUAUGCAAGAUUUAUAUUCCGGCAAACCCGAAGCAGUGGCUAACGUAGUGUUACCUGCAAUGGAAAUUUACCAUUACUCACUGAACGAGCUGUCUGAAGCUACCCAAGACCCCUCUACCAGCGCAGAGUAUCAACCUUAUCUGGAUAAUGCCUUGGACAAGUUUAUGGACAUCUUGUAUGCUGGUGAACAGAUGGAGUCCAUGGCCAUCGCUUUGCCAGUUGCAAGCAGUGAAACAAGUGCACCAAAUCCUAUUGUUCCCGCUGGCCCUCUUGUCCAGAUUAUCGUCAACGUUAAGCAGCAGGCUUGA